Molecule: messenger RNA, 1587 nt
Organism: Cryptococcus amylolentus CBS 6039
Lineage: Eukaryota; Fungi; Basidiomycota; Tremellomycetes; Tremellales; Cryptococcaceae
Exons: 5
Coding region: 1-1587 (528 amino acids)
Source: RefSeq, a predicted model, not a curated record
AUGGUGAUCUAUGAGCUGCCGAGGAGGACGGAUACUGGCAAUGAUGAGUGGUUGAGGCAAUUCAUGAUGACCGAAGUUGAGAUAGCGGAGCAGAUUGAGGCCUACGAAUACAGUACGAAAACGGCUGCAAAUUAUGCCGAGGAACGACGAGGUCAGAAGAAAAGCCGACGUCUGCGUUGGCGGUCUGGAAGGAAGACUCUGGCGCCACACGAAUAUCGAACGGGAUCAAUCGUGCUCAUGAGAGCAUUGAGAGCAGACGAUAUCGCCCAGAUGAUUUCGCCCGCCGUAAUUCUCUUCUGCCAUUGUUCUCCCUCUUUCACUCGAAACUAUAGAUACCCCAUCAUUGCAACCCAACAUCCGCCCCAUGUCCACCUCCCCUUAAAGACCACCCGACUCCACUGCGACCUGACCACUCUCUCGCCUUUACCUUCCGAAGUCAUCUCCCUCAUUUACGCCUACUACCUGGCCCAAAACCCCCUUGAGAGCAAAAGCCAGUUCCUCGAUCUCCUCGUCCUUUCCAAGAAAGUCUAUUCAGAGAAUGCUUGGAGGCUGUAUGACGCUGUCGAGCUAAAUGAUCAGAAUCACAAGGCGUUUUUUGACGGGUUAUGGAGCGCCAGGGAGAUUGACGUUUGUGCUCCGUGUCCUCCGUAUCCUCCUUUUCUCCGGUGCGAGGCUUCUGCCCUCGCACGGGAAAUUGAGGGAUACUCUCAUCACAAACGAUGGUUGAAACGACCAUCCCACAUCCCGUCCGAGGUUCCCUACCAGAAUUACGAGCUCUACAUCGAUUGCUGGCAGGUCUUUGUCGGACUUCGAAAGGGAAACGAAUCAGUCCGGGACUUCGUCAAUGCGUGGACUCCGGGACACGACUUCCGUCAUGCCGAGGGAGAAGCUUCUCGCUAUACCUGGAUCUCAGACUCCUUCUUUUUCGCCGUCACCCAUCUCUCUUUCGGAAGGACUGUCUCAUUGGAUGCUCCCCACACUAGCGACGAGAGAUUUGCGCUCAAGUACAAGUCCUUCGGGCCGGCGCUCAAGCAUGUCUGCCUGAGCUUCAACGACACAUUUUACGAUCUGGAAGGCGAAUACGAGGAGGCAGCCCAACUUGGGCACCUAGAAGAGUCCGAGGUGGAUGAGAUGUCCUUGACGCUACACAACGCGUGGCCCGACGAUUUUGAGCCUGGGCUGGCCGAUACGAUGAUCUAUGAACUGCCGAGGAAUACGGCGAAUGGUGACGGUGACUGGAAGAGGCAGAUCGCGAUGAUGACUUGGGAGAUGGAGGCUUACAUGUUUGAGUGGGAAGAGCGGAUGCAAGAUGACAGAUUGGGAGCCAACGUCUGGCGACCCACGAUGAAACCAUGGAAGAUUCGAUUCACCAAUAUGGCGCCCAUCCCACCCAACACCGACAUCGUUUCGGCCAUUCUCAAUGAUUAUCCCCUCGGUCAAGAUGAACAUUUCGAUGGGUUGUUCAGGAAGUGGUGGGAAGAAGUCGUCAGCUUUGAGGGACCAGUGAAGUGCGCCUGCUGCGAGAUCUUCAGAAAAAGACACCCCAAAGUAGGCGUGCUUGCGUCUAAUGAAGGGAAGACAUUCUGA